Cavia porcellus (domestic guinea pig) is the source of this 10889-nucleotide messenger RNA. RefSeq names its product striated muscle enriched protein kinase (gene Speg). The transcript is spliced from 43 exons. NCBI's taxonomy places the organism in Eukaryota, Metazoa, Chordata, Mammalia, Rodentia, Caviidae. Gene Ontology annotation, biological process: protein phosphorylation. Bases 150 to 10016 code for a protein of 3288 amino acids. Gene Ontology annotation, molecular function: ATP binding; protein binding; protein kinase activity. The record is from RefSeq and is a predicted model, not a curated record.
CUUCUGGGUAGCACAGGCCGAAGGAAGGCGGGCGGACAGCAGGAAGGCAGGCCGCCGGCCCCCAGGACUCCUCUCCCAGGGCACCAUCCCCCGAUGCCCCCGUGGCCGCCCAGUUCCAGCAUCCACCCCCAGCCCAGCUCGCAGAGGCCAUGCAGAAAGCCCGGGGCACGCGAGGCGAGGACGCGGGCACGAGGGCACCCCCCAGCCCUGGGGUGCCCCCGAAGAGGGCCAAGGUGGGGGCUGGCGGAGGGGUCCUGGCGGCCGGGGCCCCAGUCUUCCUGCGGCCCCUGAAGAACGCGGCGGUGUGCGCGGGCAGCGACGUGCGGCUGCGGGUGGUGGUGAGCGGGACGCCCCAGCCCAGCUUCAGCUGGUUCCGGGAUGGGCAGCUCCUGCCCGCGCCCCCAGAGCCUAGCUGCCUGUGGCUGCGGAACUGUGGGGCGCAGGAUGCCGGCGUGUACAGCUGCACUGCCCAGAACGAGCGGGGCCGGGCCUCCUGUGAGGCUGUUCUCACGGUGCUGGAGGUCGGAGAAAACCGGCCAUUCCCGCCGGGCCUUUGGCCGCCUUACCCAUGCGAAGUUUUCCGCUCCUGCAGAAAGCAAAGUUACGACUCCGAGACCGCUGAGGAUGACAUUAGCGAUGCGCAGGGGACCCAGCGCCUGGAGCUUUGUGAUGAUGGAGCCUUCAGCACCCCCACAGGGGGCUCUGACACGCUGGUGGGCACCUCCCUGGAUACACCCCCGACCUCCGUGACAGGCACUUCGGAGGAGCAAGUGAGCUGGUGGGGCAGCGGGCAGACGGUCCUGGAGCAGGAAGCGGGCAGUGGGAGUGGCACCCGCCGUCUCCCAGGCAGCCCAAGGCAAGCACAGGCAACCGGGGCCGGGCCACGGCACCUGGGGGUGGAGCCGCUGGUGCGGGCAUCUCGAGCUAAUCUGGUGGGCGCAAGCUGGGGGUCAGAGGAUAGCCUUUCGGUGGCCAGUGACCUGUACGGCAGCGCAUUCAGUCUGUACAGAGGACGGGCGCUCUCAAUCCACGUCAGCGUCCCUCAAAGUGGAUUGCUCAGGGAGGAGCCUGACCUUCAACCUCAGCCAGCCAGUGAAGCCCCGCGUCCUCGCCCGGCCCUUCCGCCUCCCUCCAAGUCCGCGCUGCUCCCCCCACCGUCCCCUCGGGUGGGUAGGCGGGCUUCUCCCGGACCCAGCGCUCAGUCCCCGGCCGCCCCCGCAUCGUCCCACCGGCGCGCCCAGGAGCUCGCGCUACCGCUGCCGGAGGACGCCACCGCGGAAGAGAAGCGAGGGAAAAAGUCCAAAUCGUUGGGGCCCUCGCCGGCGGGCACCACAGAGUCCCGGCCUCAGACGCCACUGAGCGAGGCGUCCGGCCGCCAGUCCGCACUGGGCCGCUCCCCGAGGCUGGUGCGCGCCGGCUCCCGCAUCCUGGACAAGCUGCAGUUCUUCGAGGAGCGGCGGCGCAGUCUGGAGCGCAGCGACUCGCCGCCGGCACCCCUGCGGCCCUGGGUGCCCCUGCGUAAGGCCCGCUCGCUGGAGCAGCCCAAGUCCGAGGGCGACGCGUGGGGCACGCCCAGGGCAUCGCAGGAAGAGCUGCGGACCCCGCGGGGCAGCGUGGCCGAGCGGCGCCGUCUGUUCCAGCAAAAGGCGGCCUCGUUGGACGAGCGCACACGGCAGCGCAGCCCGGCCUCCGACCUCGAGCUGCGCUUCGCCCAGGAGCUGGGUCGGAUCCGCCGCUCCGCGUCGCGGGAGGAACUGGUGCGCUCGCACGAGUCGUUGCGUGCCACGCUGCAGCGCGCCCCGUCCCCACGAGAGCCCGGCGAGCCCCCGCUCUUCUCCCGACCCUCCUCCCCCAAGACCUCGCGGGCUGUGAGCCCUGUCGCCGCCCAGUCACCCCCCUCAAGUAUCGCGAGCAGGUCCGGGGACGAGCCUGGGAGGCCCCGGAGCCGUGGGCCGGUGGGCAGGACGGAGCCUGGGGAAGGCCCGCAGCAGGAGGUUAGGCGGCGGGACCAGUUCCCACUGACCCGGGGCAGGGCCAUCCAGGAGUGCAGGAGCCCGGUGCCGUCCCCUACCGCUGACACUCCUGAGGCCGGGACAAAAGGCCCUUUAGGGCGGAAACGAGAGCCCCCUGUGCAGGCCGUGCGCUUCCUUCCCUGGGCCACGCCGGGCCUGGAGGGCGCUGCUGUGCCCCAGACUUUGGAGAAGAACAGGGCAGGGCCCGAAGCUGAGAAGAGGCAGCGCAGAGGCCUAGAGGAGGAUGGGCCCUGGGGGGCCUGGGACCGCAGAGGGGCCCGCAGACAGGGCAAAGGUCGCCGUGUCCGUCCUACCUCUCCUGAGCUCGAGUCCUCAGAUGACUCCUAUGUGUCUGCUGGAGAAGAGCCUCUGGAGGCCCCAGUGUUUGAGAUCCCCCUGCAGAACAUGGUGGUGGCACCAGGGACCGAUGUGCUACUUAAGUGCAUCAUCACUGCCAACCCCCCACCUGAAGUGUCCUGGCACAAGGAUGGGUUGGAGCUGCGCAGUGAGGGCCGACUUCUCCUCCGCACUGAGGGCGAGCGGCACACCCUGCUGCUCAGGGAGGCCCAGGCAGCUGACGCAGGAAGCUACAUGGCCACCGCCACCAACGAGCUGGGCCAGGCCAGCUGUGCUGCCUCCCUGGCUGUGAGACCUGGUGGGUCCACAUCCCCUUUCAGCAGCCCCAUCACCUCCGACGAGGAGUACCUGAGCCCCCCGGAGGAGUUCCCGGAACCUGGGGAGACCUGGCCCCAAACCCCCACCAUGAAGCUCAGUCCCAGCCAGAACCACCAUCCUUCUGACACUGGCUCCAAGGCACCCCCCACUUUCAAGGUCUCACUUAUGGACCAGUCAGUGAGAGAAGGCCAAGAUGUCAUCAUGAGCAUUCGUGUACAGGGAGAGCCCAAGCCUGUAGUCUCCUGGCUGAGAAACCGCCAGCCUGUGCGCCCAGACCAGCGGCGCUUCGCAGAGGAGGCGGAGGGCGGGCUGUGCCGACUGCGGAUCCUGGCAGCAGAGCGAGGUGACGCCGGCUUCUACACCUGCAAAGCAGUCAACGAGUACGGCGCUCGGCAGUGUGAGGCGCGCCUGGAGGUCCGAGCACACCCUGAAAGCCGGUCCCUGGCCGUGCUGGCCCCCCUGCAGGACGUGGACGUAGGGGCCGGGGAGAUGGCGUUGUUUGAGUGCCUGGUGGCGGGUCCUGCCGACGUGGAGGUGGACUGGCUGUGCCGUGGCCGCCUGCUGCAGCCCGCGCUGCUCAAAUGCAAGAUGCAUUUUGAUGGCUGCAAAUGCAAGCUGCUGCUCACCUCUGUGCAUGAGGACGACAGUGGUGUCUACACCUGUAAGCUCAGCACAGCCAAAGAUGAACUGACCUGCAGUGCCCGACUGACUGUGCGGCCCUCCCUGGCGCCCCUAUUCACCCGGCUGCUAGAAGAUGUGGAGGUGCUAGAGGGUCGUGCUGCUCGUCUUGACUGCAAGAUCAGCGGCACCCCACCGCCCUCUGUUUCCUGGACUCAUUUUGGCCACCCAGUGGAGGAAAGUGACAACUUGCGGCUGCGGCAGGAUGGGGGUCUGCACUCAUUGCACAUUGCCCACGUGAGCAGCGAGGACGAGGGGCUGUAUGUGGUCAGUGCCACCAACACACAUGGCCAGGCCCACUGCUCCGCACAGCUCUAUGUGGAGGAGCCGAGGACAGCUGCCUCAGGCCCCAGCUCAAAGCUGGAGAAGAUGCCAUCCAUCCCCGAGGAGCCAGAGCAGGGCGAGCUGGAGCGGCUGUCCAUUCCUGACUUCCUGCGGCCACUGCAGGACUUAGAGGUGGGACUGGCCAAGGAGGCCAUGCUGGAGUGCCAGGUGACCGGCCUGCCCUACCCGACCAUCAGCUGGUUCCACAACGGUCACCGCAUCCAGAGCAGCGAUGACCGACGCAUGACACAGUACAGGGAUGUACAUCGCCUGGUAUUUCCUGCUGUGGGGCCUCAGCAUGCUGGUGUCUACAAGAGUGUCAUCGCCAACAAGCUGGGCAAAGCUGCCUGUUACGCCCACCUGUAUGUCACAGAUGUGGCUCCAGGACCUCCAGACGGUGCCCCACAGGUGGUGGCUGUGACGGGGAGGAUGGUCACACUCACGUGGAACCCCCCCAGGAGUCUGGACAUGGCCAUCGACCCAGAAUCCCUGACCUACACGGUGCAGCACCAGGUGCUGGGCUCCGACCAGUGGACAGUGCUGACCACAGGUCUGCGGGAGCCCAGGUGGGCAGCCAUGGGGCUGCGAAAGGGGCUUCAGCACGUCUUCCGCGUCCUCAGCAGCAGUGGCAAGAGCAGCAGCAAGCCCUCGCCCCCGUCCGAGCCUGUGCAGCUGCUGGAGCGAGGCCCACCCCUGGAGGAGGCCCCUGCAGUGCUGGAUAAACCGGAUGUCGUGUAUGUGGUAGAGGGACAGCCAACCAGUGUCACUGUCACCUUCAACCAUGUGGAGGCCCAGGUCGUCUGGAGAAGCUGCCGAGGGGCCCUCCUGGAGGAGCGGACAGGUAUCUACGAGCUGAGCCAGCCGGACGACGACCAGUACCGCCUUCGCAUCUGCCGGGUGAGCCGCCGUGACGUUGGGCCGCUCACCUGCUCAGCCCGCAACCGCCAUGGCACGCAGGUCUGCUCGGUUACACUGGAGCUGGCAGAGGCUCCACGAUUUGAGUCCAUCAUGGAGGACGUGGAGGUGGUGGCUGGGGACACUGCCCGAUUCGCUGUGGUGGUUGAAGGAAAACCAGUGCCAGACAUCAUGUGGUACAAGGAUGAGGGGCUGCUUGCUGAGAGCAGCCAUGUGAGCUUCGUGUACGAGGAGAAUGAGUGCUCCCUGGUGGUGCUCAGCACCGGGGCCCAGGAUGGAGGCGUCUACACCUGUACGGCCCGGAACCUGGCAGGCGAGGUCUCCUGCAAAGCAGAGUUGGCUGUGCAUUCAGCUCAGACAGCUAUGGAGAUCGAGGGUGCUGGGGAAGAUGAGGAGCAUCGAGGAAGGAGACUCAGCGACUUCUACGAUAUCCACCAGGAGAUCGGCAGGGGUGCCUUCUCCUACCUACGGCGCGUGGUGGAGCGUAGCUCCGGCCUGGAGUUUGCAGCCAAGUUCAUCCCCAGCCAGGCCAAGCCCAAGGCAUCAGCGAGGCGGGAGGCCCGGCUGCUGGCCCGGCUUCAGCACGACUGUGUCCUCUACUUCCACGAGGCCUUUGAGAGGCGCCGGGGACUGGUCAUUGUCACUGAGCUCUGCACAGAGGAGCUGCUGGAGCGAAUGGCCAGGAAACCCACCGUGUGUGAGUCUGAGAUCCGGGCCUACAUGCGACAGGUGCUAGAGGGAGUGUGCUACCUGCACCAGAACCGCGUGCUGCACCUGGAUGUCAAGCCUGAGAACCUGCUGAUAUGGGACGGUGCAGAGGGUGAAGAGCAGGUUCGCAUCUGUGACUUUGGAAAUGCCCAGGAGCUGAUCCCAGGGGAGCCCCAGUACUGUCAGUACGGAACACCUGAGUUUGUGGCACCAGAGAUUGUCAACCAGAGCCCUGUGUCUGGAGUCACUGACAUCUGGCCUGUGGGUGUCGUUGCUUUCCUCUGCCUGACAGGAAUCUCCCCAUUUGUUGGGGAAAAUGAUCGGACAACACUGAUGAAUAUCCAGAACUACAAUGUGGCCUUCGAGGAGACCAGGUUCCUGAGCCUUAGCAGAGAGGCUCGGGGCUUCCUCAUCAAAGUGCUGGUGCAGGACCGGCUGAGACCUACUGCAGAGGAGACUCUAGAGCAUCCUUGGUUCAAAACACAAGCAAAGGGUGCAGAGGUGAGCACAGACCACCUGAAGCUCUUCCUGUCCCGGCGGAGGUGGCAGCGCUCUCAGAUCAGCUACAAAUGCCACCUGGUGCUGCGUCCCAUCCCAGAGCUGCUGCGGGCUCCCCCAGAGAGGGUGUGGGUGGCCAUGCCCAGAAGACCGCCUCUGAGCGGGGGCCUUUCGUCCUCCUCCGACUCUGAAGAGGAAGAGCUGGAGGAGCUGCCCUCGGUGCCCCGCCCCCUGCAGCCAGAGUUCUCGGGCUCCAGGGUGUCCCUCACCGACAUUCCCACUGAAGAUGACGCCCUGGGGACCCCGGAGGCCGGGGCUGCCACCCCCAUGGACUGGCAAGAGCAGGGAAGGGCUCCCCCUCAGGAUCAGGAGGCCCCCAGCCCUCAGGACCUCCCCUCUCCAGGCCAGGAGUCCCCGGCUGGGCCUAGCCCCAGGCGGGGAGAGCUCCGCAGGGGCAGCUCCGCGGAGAGCGCCCUGCCCCGGGCUGGGCCGCGGGAGCCGGGCCGGGGCCUGCACAAGGCAGCAUCUGUGGAGCUGCCGCAACGCAGGAGCCCCAGCCCGGGGGCCACCCGCCUGGCCCGGGGUGGCCUGGGUGAGGGCGAGUACGCCCAGAGGCUGCAGGCCCUGCGCCAGCGGCUGCUUCGGGGAGGCCCUGAGGACGGCAAGGUCAGCGGCCUCAGGGGUCCCCUGCUGGAGAGCUUGGGGGGCCGUGCGCGGGACCCCCGGAUGGCUCGGGCUGCUUCCAGCGAAGCAGCGCCCCACCACCAGCCCCCACCCGAGGCUCGAGGGCUGCAAAAGAGCAGCAGCUUCUCCCAGGGAGAGGCGGAGCCCCGGGGUCGGCACCGCCGCGCGGGGGCGCCCCUUGAAAUUCCCAUAGCCAGGCUUGGGGCCCGCAGGCUCCAGGAGUCUCCCUCCCUGUCUGCCCUCAGUGAGGCCCAGUCGUCCAGCCCUGCGCGGCCCAGCGUCCCCAAACCCAGAAUGCCUAAGUCUGCGCAACCUUCUCCCGCCACUCCCAGCGAGCCUCCCCAGCACCCAGAACCCCAGCCUGCCCCCGAGAAGGCCCGGGAGCCUACACCUGAGCCAGUGCGAGCCCUCAAGCCGGCACCGCUCCCCGUGGCUCCACAGACCCUGGAACUGCCCCUCACUCCCUAUGCCCAGAUCAUGCAGUCGCUCCAGCUAGCUGGUCACUCCCAGCCCCAACAGGGUCCCGCGACAGCGGCGUCAGGGCCCCAACCCCACGCGGCCGUAUUUGCCAGGGUGGCCUCCCCACCUGCAGGAGGCUCCGAGAAGCGCGUGCCUUCGGCUAAGGCUGCCCCAGUGGUAGCCGAGAAAGUCCAGGCACCCACGGUGCCCCCCAGGCCAGGGAGCAGCCUGAGCAGCAGCAUCGAGAACCUGGAGUCCGAGGCCGUGUUCGAGGCCAAGUUCAAGCGCAGCCGAGAGUCGCCCCUGUCGCGGGGGCUCCGGCUGCUCAGCCGCUCCCGUUCGGAGGAGCGCGGCCCCUUCCGCGGAGCCCAGGACGACGACGGCAUCUACCGGCCCAGCCCGGCGGGAACCCCACUGGAGCUGGUGCGCCGGCCCGAGCGCUCGCGCUCCGUGCAGGACCUCAGGCCUGUCGGGGAGCCGGGUCUGGCCCGCCGCCUCUCGUUGUCGUUGUCCCAGAGGCUGCGGCGGACGCCGCCCGCGCAGCGCCACCCGGCCUGGGAGACCCGCGGCGCAGACGGGGAGAGCUCCGAGGGCGGCAGCUCGGCGCGGGGCUCCCCGGUGCUGGCAGUGCGCAGGAGGCUCAGCUCCACGCUGGAGCGGCUGUCGAGCCGGCUGCAGCGCAGUGGCAGCAGCGAGGACUCCGGGGGCGGCUCGGGUCGCAGCACGCCGCUCUUCGGACGGCUGCGCAGGGCCACGUCCGAGGGCGAGAGCCUGAGGCGCCUGGGCAUUCCGCACAACCAGCUGGCUGCUCAGGCUGGCACCACGACUCCCUCCGCCGAGUCUCUGGGCUCCGAGGCCAGCGCCACGUCGGGCUCCUCAGCGCCAGGGGAAAGCCGAAGCCGGCUCCGCUGGGGCCUCUCGCGCCUGCGGAAGGACAAGGGCUUAUCACAACCAAACCUCUCUGCCGGUGUCCAAGAGGACUUGGGUCAGCAGUACGUGCCCAGUGAAUCAGACUUCCCCCCAGUCUUCCACAUCAAACUCAAGGACCAGGUGCUGUUGGAGGGGGAGGCAGCCACUCUGCUCUGCCUGCCUGCAGCCUGCCCUGCACCCCGCAUCUCCUGGAUGAAAGAUAAGCAGUCCUUGCAGUCAGAGCCCUCAGUGGUCAUCGUGUCCUGCAAAGAUGGACGGCAGCUACUGAGUAUCCCCCGGGCAGGCAAGCGCCAUGCUGGGCUUUAUGAGUGCUCAGCCACCAACGUCCUCGGCAGCAUUACGAGUUCAUGUACCAUCGCCGUGGCCCGCGUCCCAGGAAAGCUAGCUCCUCCUGAGGUGCCCCAGACCUACCAGGACACUGCCCUGGUGUUGUGGAAGCCAGGCGACGGCCGGGCACCUUGCACAUACACACUGGAGCGGCGGGUGGAUGGGGAGUCCACCUGGCACCCGGUGAGCUCGGGCAUCCUUGACUGUUACUACAAUGUGACGCACCUGCCAGCUGGUGUGACCGUGAGGUUCCGUGUGGCCUGUGUCAACCGUGCUGGGCAGGGGCCCUUCAGCAACCCUUCUGAGAAGGUCCUCAUCAGGGGCAUCCAAGAUUCUUCAGCCUGGCCAUCUGCUGCUUCCAAAGAUGCCCCUGUUACCUCAGGGCCGGCCAGGGCCCCGGCUGAUUCUCCUACCUCACUGGCCUCCAUCCCAGCUCCUGCUCCUGCUCCUGCUCCUCCAGCACCCCUGUCAGCUGCUAUCAGCCCCUCAUCGCCACCCACAUCCCCUAGCCGGGCCUUGUCCUCACUUAAGGCUGUAGGUCCUGUACCCCAAACCCCCCCACGAAAGCACAGAGGUCUGCAGGCUGCUCAGCAGGCAGAGCCCACCCCACCCAGUGCCCAGGUCACCCUAAGUGAGCCCAAGUCUUCCGCCUCUGACAGUGGGACCCCAACGCCAGCCCCCACCCCUCAAGGAGUGAAACCGGCGCCUUCCUCUACCCCCCUGUAUAUGGUGACUUCCUUCGUGUCUGCACCCCCAGCCCCUGAGCCCCCAGCCCCUGAGCCCCCUCCUGAGCCCACCAAGGAUAUAGUGCAAAGCCUCAGCCCAGCCAAGGAGACGAUCAGCUCCCUCGUGCCAGAGGGCACCACGGCUCUUCGACAGGGCCUCCCUCAGAAACCUUAUACCUUCCUGGAGGAGAAGGCCAGGGGCCGCUUUGGUGUCGUGCGAGCAUGCCGGGAAAAUGCCACUGGCCGGACAUUUGUGGCCAAGAUUGUGCCCUAUGCAGCUGAGGGCAAGCGGCGGGUCCUGCAGGAGUACGAAGUGCUGCGGUCGCUGCACCACGAGCGGCUCAUGUCCCUGCACGAGGCCUACAUCACCCCUCGGUACCUCGUGCUCAUUGCGGAGAGCUGCGGCAACCGGGAACUCCUCUGUGGGCUCAGUGACAGAUUCCGGUAUUCAGAAGAUGAUGUGGCCACAUACGUGGUGCAGCUGCUGCAGGGCCUGGACUACCUCCACGGCCGCCACGUGCUACACCUGGACAUCAAGCCGGACAACUUACUUCUGGCCCCUGACAAUGCCCUCAAGAUUGUCGACUUUGGCAGUGCUCAGCCCUACAACCCCCAGGCCCUGCGGCCCCUCGGCCACCGCACGGGCACCCUGGAGUUCAUGGCUCCUGAAAUGGUGAAGGGAGAACCCAUUGGCUCUGCAACGGACAUCUGGGGAGCAGGGGUGCUCGUCUACAUCAUGCUCAGUGGACACUCUCCAUUCUAUGAGCCAGACCCCCAGGAAACAGAAGCUCGGAUUGUGGGGGGCCGGUUUGAUGCCUUCCAGCUAUACCCCAACACAUCCCAGAGCGCCACCCUCUUCUUGCGAAAGAUCCUCUCAGUACAUCCCUGGAGCCGGCCCUCCCUGCAGGACUGCCUCGCCCACCCGUGGCUGCAGGAUGCCUACCUGAUGAAGCUGCGCCGCCAGACGCUCACCUUCACCACCAACCGGCUCAAGGAGUUCCUGGGCGAGCAGCGGCGGCGCCGGGCUGAGGCUGCCACCCGCCACAAGGUGCUGCUCCGCUCCUACCCCAGCAACCCCUAGCAGCGGCGUGGACCACACCCGGCCGCUUCGGGCUGAGACCUGGGCUUCCCAAUGAUGCCAUGGGACAUUCCAGGGCCCAGGCUGAGCCGGCUGGACCUGGGGCUUCAGAUACCACCAGCAGCAACAUCUGGCCAGGCUAUUACCUCAUGGACCUGAGGGGACAGAGGCCCAGGGACUUUGGCCAGAGCAGAAGACCCUUGGCUAGGCUGAGCAGGGGUGCAAACAGGAAGAGGGGUCACAUGGGGGUGGGGGAAGUGAAGAGAAAGGAAAAAUCGCCAAGGGGUAGGGAGGGGAGACUUUGGGAAGUGGGGGUGCGGCCACAGUGCAUCUCAGGGAGAACCAGGGGGUGAGCGGCUAGAGAGGAGGAACAGGAGGGCGCUUAGGGUGUCAGGCCCCAGGGCUGGGAAUGUGUCAGUGAGGUAGGGGGAAGACACAGACAGAGUGCCAGGGAGGGAGCCAGGAUGUGCAAGAGGGCAUCGAGGUGGCAAGAGGAGGGAGGAUGCAGGGGCAUGGGGUAGGCCAGGGGAGCAAGUGGCAAGCCAGGCACAAGCGGAAGCUCGGAGACUGAAGCGAGAGAGUAGGCACCCAGGCUGGAGUUUUCCUCCUUUGCCAGCGGAUGCAGCUCUGGGCAUCUGUGGUGGCCCAGGGAUGUCCCUACCACCCUUCAAUGGCCUUUGCCCUUCUUAUUCGUAUUUAUUUAUUUAUUGCCUUUCCUGAAGUUUUCCCUUCCAUCCAAUCCCUGUCGCCCAUGUUGUCCUGACUACGCUCCCCACCCCACCCCACCUCACCCCCACCCCCAUUCCCACCAGUCAUCCAGCUGUCUGUGUAGCUCUGUCUGUCUGUCACUAGGAAAAUAAAACCGCAAGCAGCAGA